Messenger RNA from Lethenteron reissneri (Far Eastern brook lamprey), 1108 nucleotides. RefSeq lists its product as uncharacterized. NCBI's taxonomy places the organism in Eukaryota, Metazoa, Chordata, Hyperoartia, Petromyzontiformes, Petromyzontidae. The record is from RefSeq and is a predicted model, not a curated record.
ACAAAGGCCGCCGGGCUUAGUGAUGGUCACCCAUCACCUCGUGUGCCGUUUAGUUCCUGCCUGCAAGCAUUACCAGCCGCUCCAUCUCCCCAUUGUUGGUGCCUGCGCGCUCAUCAUCGAAAGUUGUACCAUACCUCCUCGUCGUCUCUGGUGAUGGAGCCUGCAACCCAGCUGUUCCUCCUUGGCAUCACCUGUCUGGCAGCUUUAGCUACAGGUCAGACGCUGAAAUGUAUCCAGUGCCAGGGCGAAUCGUGCAAAACCGAAACCAUGCCCAGAGACUGCAUGGCAGGACAAGAUCACUGCUACACAGAGGUGGUGUCCACGCCUGGUGCUCGCAACAGUGUGGCUAAGGGGUGUGCAGAGGCCGCCGGGUGCCAACAUAAAGUUUGCUGCAGAACAAAUAGCUGCAACAUUGGUUUGCCUCUGCAGUGUGUAACCUGCACCUCAGAGGCAGAAUGCAAAAACGCUCAGCCGACGUACUGCACCGACCCCAUGGAAACUGCUUGCUUCACAGCUGUUGGAGAAACAGGUGCCGCCACAUACCUGAAUAAGGGGUGCAUGAGCGACCUCGCUUUUUUCCUGCCAUCUAUAGUUGUAGCUCGAUGUAAUGGAGACAGCUGUAACGCACCUAGCCCACUUAAGUGCGUUACCUGCAACUCAUUCGACACCUGCACGAAGCAGAACACAGAGUUCUGUAGAAAUGCAGACGCAAGAUACUGCUACGAGACAGCAGAGUCCAUAAAUAUCCCCGGCUCUUCAGAUGUUUUGAGCGUGAGCAAGGGCUGCACCAGGAGCUGUAUGGCCUAUUCAAAAGACAAGACCUACACCAACCACUGCUGCCAGAAGGAUGGCUGUAACAACAAGAGCCUUUUAAACGCUGCCACGGCCCCAUCCGCCCACUAUCUGGCUGGACUUAGCCUGCCGCUGAUGAUGGCCAUUUUGCACUAAAGUGGCAACCAUGAUGGCCAUUGCAGCCGAAGAGGUCUAACAGAACCCGCAGAUAAUUUUUCAAAAGUAGUUUUUAAUCGUUUUCCAUUUUAAAAAUAUAAUCAUUCCCCAUCCAUAUGAUUCAAAAUUAGUUAACGAACAUUGUAGAUCGUUUCAUAGG